CUUAUUGAGAUAAAAACCUGCAUCUCCAAAAAUGUUUAUAUUUGUUUUGUGAUCAAUUGUCAAUAUUUCUUAAAUUCUCCUAAAUUAUACAAACCUAGUAUAUUAUUUUUCCAUAUUUAUUAAUGAAAAAUAAUUAGAUAACAUUUUUUUUUUUCUAUCUAUAUCUAUCAAAAAGUUUAUUAUUUGAGAUCAUCAAUAUUUCAAGUGUAUUUUUAGGUUAACCACUAUUGUAAAGUUUUUAAUGACAAAAAGUUUGUCGUUAAUAAUAUUAGUUAAAAACAAUAUAAUAAAGCAGCUGAUUAAUACUUAACAUUUUUUAAAUUAAGUUUACGCGUUGAUCGUGUAUUCAUCAAGGAGGAUAAAUUGUGUACCUUAUUUUAUCUGCAUAGCGUUUAAAGGUGAAAUUUAUUGGCAAAGAAUUUACAGUUGCUGAUCAAUUGGUUGCUAGAUUUCAGUGCAUUUCACAAAUGGAUUCAAAAAGAGAAGACGACAUGUUACUACAAAAUUUAGAAAUUUUAAAUUUCACACAAUACGGAAAAUGUUCUUUAAUUUCUGAUUUAAUCAAGAAUGUUUCAAUUGAAAAUUAUAUUUACCCGGAAAAUUAUAAAUUUUCCCGAUACACAAUACCAAAGGAGGAUAGUGCAAAUUUCAGAGAUAAAGAAAGUCCUGAAGAUGUAAAUAUUGACAAGGAUUAUAAAACUUUAAUUGAAAAAAUAAAAAAAAGAGUGAAAUCUCCACUGAUUACGGCAAUUCAGAAAAAUGAUGUAAAAGUUGUGAAACAACUUUUAAACAAUAGAGACAAAAGUAACUUGACGUACAAAACUGUAACACCGCUUCUUUAUGCAGCAAAAUAUGGCCAUUUGGAAAUAGUCAAGUUACUGUUUAGUCAUGGUUAUCAGAAAAUCGAAAUUCGAAAAGGAAAUAAUCGAACACCUUUGUAUUUUGCUGUUAAAAACAGUCACGUCAAUAUUGUAAAAUACUUGGUCGAGAAUGAUUCAAAAAUAAAUUUAUCAAAUCGGGAUCGUCACUUCCUUGCACGUAAAUGCAUUUUAAAUAAUCGUUUAGACAUUUUAAAGUGUCUUAUUGAUAGCAAUGAAGGAAUCAACUAUGUAGAUUCAUCGUCAAAAACUCUUCUUCAUUAUUCAGCUGCUAACGGUUAUUUAGAUAUAUUGAAAUAUUUAAUAGAAUGUGGUGCCGAAAUAAAUGUAGAGUGUAAGGAAUCUCCCCUUCAUUGUGCGGUAAAAGCAGGACACGUGUCAAUUAUUAGAGAACUUUUAGUUAAAGGAACUGAUUUUCCAUUUAGUGAUAUAAUUCACAUUGCAGCUGAAAAAGGAAGCGAACAAAUUUUAAAAAUCCUUCUGGAAGCUGGAUAUUCCGUUGAAAGUUAUUUUAAUGGGAGAUAUCCUAUUCAUGUAGCGGCUGCGUUCGGACAUUGGAAAUUGAUCAGAAUUCUCAUUAAAUCGGGUGCUGAUAUUAAUUCAACAACACAAAAUAAUGAAACUCCAUUGCAUGUUGCAAUCGCUUUUGGACAAUUGUCUGCAGUCAAAUUUCUUUUGUAUGCUGGAGCAGAUCCUGUGGGAAAAAAUUUACAAUCAACUCCGUUACAUUAUAUUUUAAAUGAAGAAAAAUGGCGUUUUAGGGAAUAUUUAAAUAUGAGGACUGAACGACAGGUGGAAAUUCUUAGGUGUCUUCUUAAUUUCAUUCAAGAAAAAGAUCUUGAACUUUGUUUAAUGAGAGAUGUAGAUUUUCUUCUGAAAUUAGAUACUCCUCCAAAAUUAGUCGAUGUUCUUCUGGAGUACGGUGUUUCAUUUUGUUAUAAUAUUAUAUCCAAUUUGGACAUAUUAGAUGUAGAUAGUGAUUCUAAAAGUUAUACAGCUUUAGUUGAUAAUAUUAUGAACAUGAAUAUACUUGUUGAAUUUUUAAAUUUAACUAAUCUAGCAUUAACAUUUUCGGUAAAUGUGGAUAUUAGAGCUAGAAAUAAAAAGUUGUGCGAAUUAUUAGUUGCGCGCAUAGUUCUAAUGAAAUUGAUUUCACAAAAUUUUACACAAAUGGAGCUAGAAUCAAUUCAGAAAGGGAUUCUUCCUUUUAAAAAUUAUUAUAAAGAAUGUACAAAGCAAAUAUUAAGUAUGCGAGAUACGAAAAUUCAUCCCAAAUUCGAUGUGACUUAUUAUGAUAUAUUAACAAAAUCUAUUAAUCAAGUUUCGAUUUACGUAAGAAACGAGAAUUUACUGAUUGAUUUGUACUCUAAAUAUUCAGUGUAUUCUGCAUUUUUAAAGAUACAUGUUGAAAAAGGAAAAGAGCGAAGAAAUUUAAUUGAAACAAGUUAUCAAUGUUUGUUUGAUAUCGUUGUACGAAAUCAUAAAAUUCAACUACCACUUCUAGCAAUCAUGAAAAUUUUCGACUAUCUUUCUGUAAUUCAUUUGCGGAAAUUGGUAGCAGCCUAUUUUUGAAGACUUAUUAAUCUUCUAAUUUUUUAUUAGAAAUGAAAAAAUAAGGGAAAAAAACUUUUAAAGUUAAAAAUUUUUUUUUUUAAAUUAUGCAACUUUGUAUUAUUGUAAACCUCGUUAUGUAUAUUAAAAACUAUGUUAGCUUUUAUAAUCACUUUACACUAAAGUACAAUGCACAAAUUUUAUAUGUAAGUAAAUGAAAUUCAUUUUUAAAAUAAUAGAAAUAUAAAAUUGUAAUUUUAUAACCUUCAUGUGAUUUAAUUUUCAAAUAAAAUGUGUAAAUAAAAAUUUA
Messenger RNA from Leptopilina boulardi, 2739 nucleotides. RefSeq names its product putative ankyrin repeat protein RF_0381. The transcript has 3 exons. The record is from RefSeq and is a predicted model, not a curated record. Lineage: Eukaryota; Metazoa; Arthropoda; Insecta; Hymenoptera; Figitidae. Gene Ontology annotation, molecular function: protein binding. The coding region runs from base 468 to 2450 and encodes 660 amino acids.